AUGCCCUACAAGCUGUCCGCAACCCUCGCUGGCCACACUUCAGAUGUUCGAGCAUUGAGCACGCCAAGCGACGAUCUUAUUCUCUCCUCUUCCCGUGAUUCGACCGCGAUUGUUUGGCGAGCAACGACCCCCCCAGCGUUUGCACAAGACUCAGUAUUUCACCCAAGCACGCGCUACGUCAACGCGGUUGCCUACCUCCCACCCUCGGCCGAAGCGCCUAAGGGCUACGCGGUCACCGGCGACCAAGAUGGCAUUAUCAACGUCUACUCGCUUGAGCCAGCGAAGGACGACCCUGAUUACACGCUACUGGGCCACUCGGGGAAUGUUUGUGGACUGAGGACAACACCUGGUGGGCAGAUCGUGUCUUGCUCGUGGGACGCAACAGCCCGCGUUUGGAAAAACUUCGCUCAAGUGUACGAGCUGAAAGGACACGAGAACAGCGUGUGGGAUGUGUUGGCAGUGAAUGAAGAGCAAUUCAUCACCGGCUCGGCAGAUAAAACGAUCAAGGUUUGGAAGCAGAACAAAGCCAUCCAUUCGUUCAAUCCUCACAAUGGUGUUGUCCGGUCAUUAGCCCUGAUUCCUGACAUUGGAUUCGCUUCAUGCGCCGACAAUGAAAUCCGGGUAUGGACGGUCAACGGCGACCUAAUAUACUCCCUUACCGGCCACACUUCAUUUAUCUACCAACUGGCCGUUCUACCAAGUGGAGAUCUGGUCUCUUCCAGUGAGGAUCGAACAGUGCGAGUAUGGAAGGAUGGUGAAUGCGCCCAGGUGCUUGUUCAUCCAGCCAUCUCGGUCUGGACAGUCUCCACUAUGCCGAACGGAGACAUUGUCAGUGGGGCCAGCGACAAGAAUGUCAGGGUGUUCAGCGCUGCGGAGCAACGAUGGGCAUCAGAAGGCGAUCUCAAAUCUUACGACGAUAUCAUUGCUCAACAAUCCUUGGCUGCACACGAUGUUGAGCAAGUCAAGGUCGAGGCUUCGGAUGCCUUGAACACUCCUGGCAAAAAGGUCGGUCAAACGCUGCUCGUGUCCAAGGGAGACGUGACAGAGGUAUACCAAUGGGAUGGUAAUGCCUGGCAACGUAUUGGAGAACGAGCAGAUGGUCCCUCCGGGAGCGAGAAGCCCAAAGCAUACUUCGAAGGACGAGAAUACGACUACGUUUGGAGCGUCGCGAUUGAGGAUGGCGAGCCUGCGUUGAAGCUUCCCUACAAUAUUACGGAGGCCCCUGCUGACGCAGCCACACGAUUCUUGGAACGCAACGGUCUUCCCCUUAGUCACGUGUCCACCGUCGUCGACUUCAUCUACCAAAAUACACCAGGCCAAAUGCUCGGGCCUCAGGGCGGCGAGAAUUAUGUCGAUCCAUUCACAGGUGCCUCACGGUAUCGGAGCUCUGCCCAGUCGUCUGCUGCGUCUGGCCCAGCGUCGUCUUAUAUGGACCCUUACACCGGUGCUUCAAGAUAUACGAGCUCUGCCCCAGUGUCGAAUAAUGCGCCCGCUUCGAGCUAUAUGGACCCAUAUACUGGUGCAUCACGAUAUUCCGGAGGUGGAGCACAAGCUGCCGCUUCGCCCCCACCAUCCAAACCUGUUUCUAGUGUAUUACCCGUCGUGCAACCUGUACUACUCAAAGAAGGAAACCUUCCAGCGAUGAAAGCCAAACUUCACCAAUACAAUGACGGCUUACAGUCGGAGAUCUCGACAAUGACGUUAGCGUUCUAUCCUGAAGAAAUUCGGGCCAUCGACGAGUCAUUCAACUAUGUUCAGCAAUGUUCAACUGGAAGCCGACCAACAAACCCACUUAGCGCUGCCCACGUUGAUGCUCUAAUCCACAUUCUCGAAAGGUGGCCUUCAUCAUUGCGACUUCCCGUGCUGGACCUUGCUCGUCUUGUCGUCGCCUACUGUCCUGAGGCUGUUCGUCCGGCUGGCAUAAAAGAGCGCCUUUUCUCGGCCCUCUUUUCCGCAGCGGACUGGACAUCAUCUUCACCGCCACCGCUUCCUUCGCCCAGCAAGCCAGCGGAGAUGAACGUCAUGUUGGUGUUCCGCGCGUUGGCGAAUGUGAUGCAGGAGGCCGCGGGCGCAACGGACGGCACGUGGCUCGCUGAGAGGCUACAAGUAGCCUCUGCUGCUGGAUACGAUAAACUCUCUCCCACACAAAGGAAACCGAGGGCGACGAUGCUUUUGAACGUAUCGUGCAUCUCCCUCUUUACGCCAAUGGACUCGACGACGCGGUCUGCUCACCUCACCAUGAUCGCGGAGGUCCUCACCACGGAGAAGAGCGAUUCAGAGAGCGUUUACCGCGCGCUGGUUGGCCUUGGGAACAUCGUUUAUGCGUCAAAACAACACCAAGUUCCCCUCGAUGCUGCACAGACAGCCCUUGUGGGACGUGCGAUAAAGGACCUGCCGGGGCGGUUCAACGAAGAGCGCAUCCGAGGCGUCGUUGUGGAGAUCGGGGCGUUGUUGGUCAGCGGGGUGUUGUAG
This is a messenger RNA of Mycena indigotica, 2472 nucleotides long. RefSeq names its product Phospholipase A-2-activating protein. The record is from RefSeq and is a predicted model, not a curated record. The transcript is spliced from 12 exons. Gene Ontology annotation, biological process: proteasome-mediated ubiquitin-dependent protein catabolic process; ubiquitin recycling. NCBI's taxonomy places the organism in Eukaryota, Fungi, Basidiomycota, Agaricomycetes, Agaricales, Mycenaceae. Bases 1 to 2472 code for a protein of 823 amino acids. Gene Ontology annotation, molecular function: ubiquitin binding. Gene Ontology annotation, cellular component: nucleus; cytoplasm.